AUGAUAAUAAAAGAAAAAAACAAAAAACCGACGCCUAUUCAAGCAAGUUGUUGGCCGAUUUGUUUAAGUGGAAGGGAUGUUAUUGGUUCUCCCAAUUUAUCAGCAAAUAGUAAUGUCACGCAAAUUGUUGAAAUAAUUGAUAAUGCCACGGAUAAGGAACGUCGUUUGUUAAAUCUUCUAGAACAAUAUUACAUUAAUAAGAAUAGAAUUUUGGUAUUUCUUUCUUACAAGAAAGAAGCUUCACGUGUCGAAAAUAUGUUGGCACCUACGGAUGUCGCUACUAGAGUAUAG
Molecule: messenger RNA, 291 nt
Organism: Funneliformis caledonium
Lineage: Eukaryota; Fungi; Glomeromycota; Glomeromycetes; Glomerales; Glomeraceae
Source: the annotation of a GenBank genome assembly